Molecule: messenger RNA, 1020 nt
Organism: Sphenostylis stenocarpa
Lineage: Eukaryota; Viridiplantae; Streptophyta; Magnoliopsida; Fabales; Fabaceae
Source: the annotation of a GenBank genome assembly
AUGCACGCAAACCAUGCAGUACGGACGUCCGAAUCUCAACGACCCGACUUGGCCAUUUCCCAUGAUAAAGCAUCUCUGUUGGCAAUUCAAGUCAAUAUGUUCCCAAACGCUGGCUUUUGCAUUGGAAUAAACGCACACCAUGCAGCUUUUGACGGAAAAUCUGCAACCAUGUUCAUGAAAUCAUGGGUCUCAAUAUGCUCUAACCUUCAAAACCCUACUACACCUACACCAACACCAACACCAAUACCAUCCUUACCUCACCAUCUUGCACCUUUCUAUGACAGAUCAUUGAUAAAAGAACCUACUGGAAAUGCUGAAGUGUAUGUUGACACGUGGAUGAAUCAUAAUGGUUCGACUAACCGAAGUCUUAAGCCGUGGGAUGUUGUUACUGCAAAGCUGAGUGAUGAACUCAAAGGUUUGUUUGAAUUGACCCCCUCACAGAUUCUAAAGCUCAAACAACAUGCAAACUCUAAGGUGAAAGUGAAUGUUCAUCCGUCAACAUUUUCUGUUACGUGUGCUCAUGUGUUGGCGUGUUUGGUCAAAGUGAAACAAGUGAAAAAAGAUAACGUGGGUUUCAUAUUUUACAUUGACUGUAGAUCGCGCUUGGACCCUCCAACUCCCGCCACGUAUGUUGGAAACUGCGUUGCAAAACAAAUGGUUGUGGCGUUGACUAAGGAGUUAAUUGGAAAUGAUGGGUUCAUUUGUGCUUUGGAGGGGAUAAGUGAGGCUUUGAAUGGAAUGAAGGAUGAAGGAGUGUUGAAUGAAGCAGAAAGAUGGGUUUCGGAUGUGAAUGAACUUAUGGAGGGUACAAUGUCUAUUACUGGAUCUCCCAGACAUGGGCAACAUUUUGGGUGGGGAAGGCCAAAGAAGGUGGAUAUGACUUUAAUAGACGAAACAGGAACAAUUACUCUUAAUGAAAGUAGAGAUAUCAGUGGAGGAAUCGAGAUUGGAUUGGUGUUAAGUAAACGUGAGAUGCAAGAUUUUACUACCCUUUUUGUUCAAGGACUUGAUUCUCUUUAG